AUGGCCGACAGUGCGGCACCGCCAGCCGACGCCCCCGUCGCCGUCUUCAAGCGACGAGGCGCAAAGGGCAAAGCCAACCUCCGCAAGAGGCCCGCGACUCCGCCACCGGCCAACAGCGACUCCGACUCCGACUACUCCUCCUCUGAAGACGAGGCCGGCCAGCGGAUCAAGAGGCGCAAGAAGAACACGGGCGCCAUCACAGCCUCCUCCAAAGACCACGUCACGUCAAAUAGAGACUUCUCUGCUACAGUCUACGCUGCCGAUCGCAGCGUGCCCAUAACCGACUCCAACGAUGCCACGAAACAAAGUAACUGGUACGACGAGGACGGCAAGGAAGCGCUAUCUUCUAGGAACCUUCUAGGCACCACACGCGCCACGCCAAAGGCGUCGCAGGCCCCCGACGGAACAUACAAGGGCCUCGCGAAUCAAACGUCCUUCGUCACCAGGAACCCAGACGCCCCCAAUAGGACGGUCGGCCCCAUCAAGGCGCCUACAAACAUUAGGACCAUUACAGUCACCGACUUCGCCCCCGAUGUUUGUAAAGACUACAAAACCACCGGAUUCUGUGGAUUCGGCGACAACUGCAAGUAUCUCCAUGCUCGAGAGGACUACAAGCAAGGGUGGCAGCUCGACAAGGAGUGGGAGAACGUAACCAAAGGAAAGAAAAACAUCGCGGGCACCGUCGUCGCCAGCGCCGACCGAACCACGGCCGAUGUGGACGAUGAUGACGACGAGGAGGCCAUGCUGGAGAACAUACCCUUCGCGUGCAUCAUCUGCAAGGAGCCGUACAAGGCGCCCAUCAUCACGAGGUGCGGGCACUACUUCUGUGAGCCAUGCGCGCUCAAGAGGUACCGAAAGGACCCAACAUGUGCCGCAUGCGGGUCGGGCACAAACGGCGUCUUCAACUCGGCGUCACGGUUGAAGAAGCUGCUGGAGCGGAAGAGGGAACGCGCGGCUAAGAGGCGGCAAGAGGCGAUAGAGGCAGGCGAGGAAGUUAGCGACGAGGAUGAGGAGUAG
Messenger RNA from Colletotrichum higginsianum IMI 349063, 1017 nucleotides. RefSeq names its product Autophagy-related protein 3. Gene Ontology annotation, molecular function: metal ion binding. Bases 1 to 1017 code for a protein of 338 amino acids. Lineage: Eukaryota; Fungi; Ascomycota; Sordariomycetes; Glomerellales; Glomerellaceae. Gene Ontology annotation, biological process: snoRNA splicing. The record is from RefSeq and is a predicted model, not a curated record. Gene Ontology annotation, cellular component: U2-type spliceosomal complex. The transcript has a single exon.